Messenger RNA from Vicia villosa (hairy vetch), 930 nucleotides. RefSeq names its product probable calcium-binding protein CML25. Gene Ontology annotation, molecular function: calcium ion binding; enzyme regulator activity. NCBI's taxonomy places the organism in Eukaryota, Viridiplantae, Streptophyta, Magnoliopsida, Fabales, Fabaceae. The transcript has a single exon. The coding region runs from base 214 to 774 and encodes 186 amino acids. The record is from RefSeq and is a predicted model, not a curated record.
GCCUAAUUUUAAUUAACCUCUCUAAAUAUAGCCAAAUCUCACCAACAUUGUUCACAAAAACAUAACACAAACUUAAUUAACCAAUCUAUUUUCUCCUAAUCUCUCUCUUCUCAUUCUCAUUUCCAAUUCCAAUUCAAAUUUCUCAUUCAUUCAUCACAAAAAAAAAAAUUGUACUAAAUUUCUUCAUUAUCAUCAUUUCUAAUUUCCGUUACCAUGAAAUCACUGUUCCACCGUAACCCAUCGUCAUCCUCAACGCCAUCGCGCUCAGCCUCCCUCUCCGUGCGCUCACGCGCGCGUCUCGCGGGUGAGCUCGAAGAAGUAUUCAAGAAAUUCGACGUCAAUGGCGACGGCAAGAUCUCGGCCUCGGAACUCGGAUCCAUCAUGGGAAGCCUAGGCCAACCUGCGACCGAGGAGGAACUCAACAACAUGAUCCGCGAGGUUGACGGCGACGGCGACGGUUGCAUCAGUUUACCGGAGUUCAUUGAGUUGAAUACCAAAGGCGUUGAUUCGGAUGAGAUCUUGGAGAAUCUGAAGGAUGCGUUUGCGGUGUUUGAUAUGGAUGGGAACGGGUCGAUUACGGCGGAGGAGUUGAAUACGGUUAUGAGGAGUCUCGGGGAGGAGUGUUCGUUGGCGGAGUGUAGGAGGAUGAUUGGGGGUGUGGAUAGUGAUGGUGAUGGGACGAUUGAUUUUGAGGAGUUUAGGAUGAUGAUGAUGAUGGGUUCUCGUCAUGAUACGACGGAUAGGGUCAAACCUGAGCCUAUGCCUACGGAAUGAAUUGAUUUAAUUGUUAUUGGGAUUUUUUUUUUUUUAAUAUAUGCUUUUGUUCCUCGUUGCUAUAAAAUUGAAGCUAUGAAAAAAAUGAUAAAGUUUCUUGAUAUUAUUUUAUGUAAUUUAAAUAUUUGUAGUAGAUUCUAUCAUGGAUUUUUUUAA